Molecule: messenger RNA, 1881 nt
Organism: Kogia breviceps (pygmy sperm whale)
Lineage: Eukaryota; Metazoa; Chordata; Mammalia; Artiodactyla; Physeteridae
Gene: TDP2
Product: tyrosyl-DNA phosphodiesterase 2
Biological process (GO): double-strand break repair
Cellular component (GO): PML body; cytoplasm
Molecular function (GO): 5'-tyrosyl-DNA phosphodiesterase activity; protein binding; single-stranded DNA binding
Source: RefSeq, a predicted model, not a curated record
GCACGAGGCGGUUGAUGCGCGAGCGCUGGGGCGCUGGGCGCCUGCGCAGAGCCCCAGGCGUCUCCCAGCUCGGCCCGGGUUAAAGGGAGGUGAGCUGGCGGGGAUACCAUGGAGCAGAAGGGCGGUCCGGACGGUGCACCGGAGGCUGAGCGGGAGGAGGGAGAGCCCGAGGUGAAGAAGCGGAGACUUCUGUGUGUGGAGUUUGCCUCGGUCGCGAGUUGCGACGCCGCCGUGGCUCAGUGCUACCUGGCCGAGAACGACUGGGAGAUGGAAAGAGCGCUGGACUCCUACUUCGAGCCGGCCGUGGAGGAGAGCGCUUUAAAAAGCCAUCUUGAGAACACCUCUGAACCCGAGUCCUGUGUUGACCUAACCAAGGAAGAAACAAGUGAUUCCAUUAGUUCUAAAACCAGCACAUCUGAAAAUGUUCAGCAAGAAGAUGGCAGCAUGUUCUCUUUCAUCACCUGGAAUAUUGAUGGAUUGGACCUAAACAGUCUGCCAGAGAGGGCUCGAGGGGUGUGUUCCUAUUUAACUUUGUACAGCCCAGAUGUGGUAUUUCUACAGGAAGUUAUUCCCCCAUAUUUUGCCUACCUAAAGAAGAAAGCAAGUAGUUACGAGAUUAUUACAGCAUUUGAAGGUCAUGAAGAAGGAUAUUUCACAGCUAUAAUGUUGAAGAAAUCGAGAUUGAAAUUUAAAAGCCAAGAGAUUAUUCCUUUUCCAAAUACAGAAAUGAUGAGAAACCUUUUGUGUGUGCAUGUGAGUGUGUCAGGAAAUGAACUUUGCCUUAUGACUUCUCAUUUGGAGAGCACCAGAAGACAUGCUAAGGAACGAAUGAAUCAGUUGAAAAUGGUUUUAAAGAAAAUGCAAGAGGCUCCAGAGUCAGCUACAGUUAUAUUUGCAGGAGAUACAAAUUUAAGGGAUCAAGAAGUUACCAAAUGUGGUGGUUUACCCAACAACAUUUUGGAUGUCUGGGAGUUUUUGGGCAAACCUAAGCAUUGCCAGUAUACAUGGGAUACACAGAUGAACUCGAAUCUUGGAAUAGCUGCUACCUGUAAGCUUCGUUUUGAUAGGAUAUUUUUUAGAGCAGCCACAGAAGGCGGCCACAUUAUUCCCCGAAGUUUGGACCUCCUUGGGUUGGAGAAACUGGACUGUGGUAGAUUUCCUAGUGACCACUGGGGUCUUCUGUGCAACUUAGAUGUGAUAUUGUGAGCUACUUUUCAAAUACGGGUUUUAAAUGCUCUGAGCAAUUUUGUUCUGUUUUGCAAAUACACUUGCUACCUGUCUGCAGAGGUAGUUUAAUAUGGAGGAAUUAAUAUACUGGAUCAUUGUAACAAAAGAAAAAACGACUGAUCUUAUUUUGUGUAUUGUGUCCUCAGAUUUCAGAACUAAAUCUUAGUGUUUAUUUAAACGAAAGCAUACCUGUGUUCAGAACGUGAGCCCUCUGAAUGAACGGUCACAAGGGCUGUUCAGCUCCUACAAGCUCUGGCUUGGAAUAGUGCUCACAGCUGCUGGCGGGAUCUGCAUUUAAAUAGAUGGCAGCUAUCCUACAUCCGACUUUUGGUCAGCUAACAGUGCCUAAUUGGUAAGCUAGAAAUGAUUUUAAAUCCCUUAAUUUUUAAAAAUUCAUGUUUGUAGUUAUGUCACCAACAGAGGCAAAGUUAGGCUUGAUAAUGAUUUAAGUCAGUUUCAUAGAGACAUUGGACUUUUUUUCUAAGUGAAAAAUAAAUGUGUAAAAAGAAUUAGGCUUUUAGUUUUGCUACUUGUAAAACUGAAUUUUUUUCAAGACGUGAAUGAGGAGCACUUCUACAUGUGCUUUAAGGAAACAUUUUUUUCCCAUAAGAGAAUGUACUUUAAAUAAAGAAUUCUGCUUGUUUAUAGUUUGUU